Messenger RNA from Nothoprocta perdicaria, 2371 nucleotides. It is a transcript of the gene SRSF6, whose product is annotated as serine and arginine rich splicing factor 6. Lineage: Eukaryota; Metazoa; Chordata; Aves; Tinamiformes; Tinamidae. Gene Ontology annotation, molecular function: mRNA binding. Bases 155 to 1201 code for a protein of 348 amino acids. Gene Ontology annotation, cellular component: ribonucleoprotein complex; cytoplasm; nucleus. Gene Ontology annotation, biological process: mRNA splice site recognition; alternative mRNA splicing, via spliceosome. The transcript has 6 exons. The record is from RefSeq and is a predicted model, not a curated record.
UGGUGUGUGCGGCUCUUGCGGCACUGGCCUCCGCGCCUCUCGUGCCGCUCCUCCUCUCUCUCUUCUCCUCCUCCUCCUCAUCUCUCUCCCCUUCUCCUCCCCUUUCUUUCUCUUCCUUUCCCUCCUCUCUCCCUCCCCCCCUCCCCCUCCGGACAUGCCGCGCGUCUACAUCGGCCGCCUGAGCUACCACGUCCGGGAGAAGGACAUCCAGCGCUUUUUCAGCGGCUAUGGCCGACUGCUCGAAGUCGACCUCAAAAACGGUUACGGCUUCGUGGAGUUCGAGGACUCCCGAGACGCCGAUGAUGCCGUUUACGAGCUGAACGGCAAGGAUCUGUGUGGGGAGCGGGUGAUCGUGGAGCACGCCCGCGGCCCGCGCCGCGACAGGGACGGCUACAGCUACAGUAGUCGCAGUGGGGGUGGUGGCGGAUAUAGCAGUCGGAGACAAUCUGGAAGAGAUAAAUAUGGACCACCUGUUCGUACAGAGUACAGACUGAUUGUUGAAAACCUUUCCAGUCGCUGUAGUUGGCAGGAUUUAAAAGAUUUCAUGAGACAAGCUGGUGAGGUAACCUAUGCAGAUGCCCACAAAGAGCGUACAAAUGAAGGAGUAAUUGAGUUCCGCUCCUACUCGGAUAUGAAGCGUGCCCUGGACAAACUGGAUGGCACAGAGAUAAAUGGAAGAAAGAUAAGACUGGUUGAAGAUAAACCACGAUCAAGCCAUAGGCGAUCUUACUCUGGCAGUAGGUCCAGGUCUCGAUCUAGAAGGCGCUCCAGAAGCAGAAGUCGUAGGAGUCGAAGCAGCCGUAGCAGGUCUCGUAGUGUCUCCAAAAGCCGUUCGCGCUCUAAAUCUAGGUCACGAAGUAAAGACCGCUCACGUUCCAGAUCAAAAAGCAGGAAAUCUAGAUCAAAGAGCAAGUCAAAACCCAAGUCUGACAGGGGUUCACGCUCCCACAGCAGAUCCAAGGAGAAGUCUGAGAAGUCUCGGUCCAGGUCCAGGUCCAGGUCUCGCUCUCCCAAAGAAAAUGGUAAAGGAGAUGCUAAAUCUAAAUCCAGGUCAAGGAGUAGGUCUCGUUCCAAUUCUCCACAGCAGCAACCAUCUGCCAAGGCUCGUUCAGAGUCACCACCCAAAAGAGCUGCAUCGAGGUCCCGCUCCAGAUCUCGUUCAAAAUCUCGCUCACGAUCAAGAUCUAGUUCAAGAGAUUAAGACUAGAACUCUCCUCUUAUGUUGCACACUUACUAUGGAACACUUUCCUACUUGUCAGGCCAUUAGUGUUACGUUAGUACUUCAGAAGUUGGUUUCUUCUCUUGAAGGAGUGAAUGGCCUAAGAACUAAGUAAUGAGGCAUAAGGGUUUGAUUUGUAUCCCAGAUUCAAACAGGUUAAGUUGUAUGGAAGUGGUGGUACAAAGCAGGAAAGGCCCCCUUUUGUAGAAAUACAGCCAAGUUUGAUUUUAUAGCAUUUCAGCAGGGGUAACUUACCUACUCUUCAGUGCAACAUGGUUUUUAUAUUAAAAAUAAAUAAUAUAGGAGGCUUAAAUCUGGGCUUUUUUGGAAGUAUCAUUUUUCCUAUUUUUUCAUGGUUUUAGAACUAUGGGUAUUGUUAGCUUAGUAGGUUUCAGCUUGCUACCAAAGGCAGGAUUGCCUUGCUGGACAGGUCACGUAAUUCUCCGGUUUAUCUUAGUUUGUGAUAGCAGGCUACAAACUAUAUAAAAGUGUAACAAAACUAGGCAAAUUUUAGACCAGCAAUAAACUCCAGUUGGAGCACUUGUGCUGUAUCUUAACUCAGCUUGCCAAAAGAACACUUCCCCAUACUGUGACUGUAUUGAAGGUAAUAAAGGUACUCUGUAGACUAUGUCAAACAGUAUUGCUGAAAAUCACAGAUUACAAAGUUUAAAGAAUGAAAGCUUUGUGACAUUUUUGCUUGAAUAUCAAGUGACACUCUGUCAGACACUAAAUGUGUCUCUUGAAUGUGGUCCAGGUCACUAGUAUCUUGUAUGGUUUGUCAGCCUCUAAAUAUCUAUUGGAUAUGAAAACUAAGUAAAACUGUCUUCCCUCCCCAUUAAAUCAUUUAUGUUAACAUGGUUUUGCUUCAGAACAGGAGAGUUACAGUCCUGUUGUGUGUGAACCUGAACUUUAUUGGAAAUGUAAUCUAUUGGAGCUAGAGUUCUAGUCUUAACAAAGGCUUUGCUAAACCACAAUUGCCACUUCACUUAAAUUGUGGAAUAGAGUUCAUCCCCAAGAUUUCCCUUUAUAGCUAAAUUGGUUUUUGUAACAUGCAAUAGCAAACAUUAGAACUGCCUUGUACUCUUUAUACAAUGUGUAGUUUGACUUGUAUAAAAUUAAAUCAGUGACUCGAACUCCUGUGUUUAUUGCAGU